AUGGCGGAGGAGAAGCGUCAUAAUAAGUAUCGACGCGAUAAGCCGUGGGAUGAUGAGACUGUCGAGCACUGGAAGAUCGAACCUUUUACGGAGCAAGAUAAUGCGCCACCGCUUUUGGAAGAGAGCUCGUUUACAAUCCUGUUCCCGAAGUACCGUGAGAAAUACUUACAAUCUAUUUGGGGUGAUGUGAAGCGUGCCCUGGCGGCAUACCAUAUAAAGUGUGAGCUCGACCUCGUUGAAGGGUCCAUGACGGUAUUAACAACUCGGAAGACAUGGGACCCCUAUAUCAUCAUAAAAGCACGUGAUAUGAUCAAGCUAUUAGCCCGCAGUGUGCCUUUUCCACAAGCCAAGCGUAUCCUUGAAGAUGGUGUCUUCUGUGACAUCGUAAAGAUUGGCGGCAUAUUGCGUAACAAGGAAAAAUUCAUUAAACGCCGACAAAGGCUGGUAGGACCAGGUGGUUCGACGUUAAAGGCACUCGAACUCUUAACACAAUGCUAUAUCCUGACACAGGGCCAAACCGUGUCAAUAAUAGGUUCUAUAAAGGGCAUCAAAAUAGCACGCCGCAUCGUAGAGGACUGCAUGAAGAACGUUCAUCCGGUAUACCAUAUUAAGGAGCUGAUGAUAAAACGUGAACUUGAGAAGGAUGAGAAUUUGAAAAAUGAAAACUGGGAACGUUUUCUACCACAAUUUAAGAAACGUUCUGUUAAACGGCGUAAAGUCAAGAUAGUGAAGAAGAAGAGUUCUGGUCUUUUGCUCCCAGAGCAGACUCCUAGGAAGGAGGAUCUGCUGUUGGAGACCGGUGAAUACUUCCUGUUGGAGGAAGAGCGGGAAAGGCUCAAACUGGAAAGUGCCAGAGAAGCGAGAGCAGGAACACGCUCCUCCAAGAAACAGGAGAAGUUGAAAAAAAUCCUUCAACCCAGUGGCGGUGCUAUCGGCGAGUCGCUCAUCAAUGACGGUUCCUCGAUGUUGCUUUUUCAAUUCUUCUACCUACUGCUUGUAGGAGAAUCUAGGCCAUUUUGGUAUCACGGCCUAGUAUUCUGUAAACUGUUGCUUCUCAGCCCACUACUAGGUAUAGUAGUCGGAGUAGUUGUAACUAUGUGGAUAAGUGUCUUCCGCAAGCAUCACAUCACACAGUGUCUAGCGGUCAUCACUGCAGGACACCUGCUAUACUUCCUCUCAGAGUAUACCCUAAACCUCUCUGGGCCUUUGGCCAUGGUGUGCUAUGGCAUAUUUAUCAAGGGGUAUGGUCUGAUAGCAUUUGACAGGGGCGCUUUGGAAAAACACCAUCAUUUUGUAGAAGGCCUGUGCCUAAUUGCCAACUCAGCAGUCUUCAUGAUCAGCGGCGCUCUAACGGUAGGGAUGCUACAAUCACAGAUGCAGCACCCUAACGUCCUCCUACAGCUGGGAAAGCUGGUUGUGAUGUACGUACUUUUGAAUUUAGCAAGGGCGUUUAUGAUUGUCGUAUUCAGCCCACUACUAUCAUACGUGGGAUAUGGACUAAACUACAAGGAGACAUUGUUGCUCAUUUGGGGAGGGUUACGCGGUGCUAUAGUGCUAGUUUUGGGACUGCGGCUGGAAAGUGACACCAACACGCCUAACGAUAUUAGUGACCUCCUGGCUUUCUACAUUGGUGGCAAUGUUAUGCUAAUUCUGUUGCUACAAGGGUUAACGUUCGAGAUGUUAUACAGGAUAUUACGCCCCUAUCCAAUGAAACCGUUCCGUCAGGUCUACCUUCUCAAGGUUAUGAAGGUAAUUGACCGAGAGUUCAAUUUAGAAGUGGACUGGCUAAGGAUACAUUGGUUGUUCAAGAACACCGAUGCUGUGGAAAGCGCCAGAAGGUUAGUGCCACGAAUGGCCACUAUUAGAUGGAACGCUACGGGUAAUCUGGAAUUCGAUGUUCCCGAUAUUGAUGACGCUUUCGAGGUGGACGCACUUCCGACUUCCAUGGAGAACCAUGUUUUCCAAGAAGACAUCCACUUUGGAACGAUAUCGUAUGUACCAAGAUGUAAUACGCUCUACAGUUGCUCAUCAUCGGAAUCAGGAGAUUUUUCUACGGAUAAGACACCACGAAUGCCACCAGUGUUUGGCCGACAAAAACAACACUCGCCACGCUCUGCAGGGGAGAGAGUAGCACAGUCACCGGAUGCUCCCCAACCGCCCACAAAAAGGGCUUCCGACGAUGAAGAGGAGGUUGAGGAGGAUGAAACUACAGACCGACCGUUACUUGCGUAUUCAUUUAUGCAAGGUAACAGUAAAAUUGAGAACACGAGAUAUGACCCCAAGAGGUACCUUAUGCUAUUAGAGCAUUCGGUUACUGAUGACACUGGAGCAUCGCAAGAGUGUAGCAAGCAAUCGUCAUCUUCGUUGACCAGGCCGCCCUCAUCAUCGAACUCAUUACAGCAGAGCGCACGCAACAAUUUACAGAUUGCAGACACAUGGCCACAACGUUCGGAUACCGAAGCAACUAUUAACUUAGACAAUUUAUAUCAACGGCCGGUGCACAAACGUUAUGCGUCAAGUGUUGUAGUCCCUAGAAUGGAAAGUGAUGAUCGGCUUUUUGAAGACUCCGAAUAUGAGUGUGGUGAACCUAGUGGAUCCGAUUUAGGCCUUGGAAUCGUUCGCCGUGUAUUGCGGAAAGAGCAAGAGGGGGAGUUGUACAUUAUGAUAUUCAAUGCCUUCUCGGACAUGUAUAACAAACUCUAUCAGUCUGCUCUUAUAGAUGGCGGCUCGUUGCUGAUGUUGCAGAACACAUUGGACACUGCCUCUGAUUUUGCGCUCAAAAAAUUACAAAAAAGAUCAAUUGCGGCCUGGGCUGCCGUACUCGCAGAAGCCAUGCCUAACAGUACUCGAGCUGAAGGCGAAGACAGCGUCGAAAGUAUGGACGGAUUUGAAUUCGAAUGGUUUGUCUUACACUCUAUGGUAGAGAAGAGGAUGCGCCGCAUGGAUGGUUGGCUGGGCAUUCAAUUUUUAAACUUCUCCCAGCACAACGUAAUCCAGUCUGUUCUAGAGCUGUUAGUGGCAUACAUAGAUGUCCACCAACACCUGUUAGCUCGCGGUGGACGUAACCUGGAGCUGUUGUUGGAGGGGAAACUACUCACAAGUUUCCGUAACCAGCUUGCAAAAGCGAAGCUUUACAUCGCAACUUUGCGUCGGCGGUUCCCACAUGACUUCGGCCAUGGACUGGUAACUAUGGCAGCCUGCAUGAUGCUCCGUAUUAAACGCGAUGUCGUCAACGAGCAGUCGACGCAGGGUCUGUUGCUAGAGGAGGAUAGGUUGAGGGUUGUAGAAAUCCUGGAGGACCAAUUAUUCACUGUGGCUACAACUCAUAACCGUAUCAGCAUGUUCAAGAGAUUGUUUAGGCGUGUUUUCUACAAGGUAAUUUGUCGUUUCGUCUGGCGCGCAAAUCCAAAUUAA
Molecule: messenger RNA, 3414 nt
Organism: Babesia sp. Xinjiang
Lineage: Eukaryota; Apicomplexa; Aconoidasida; Piroplasmida; Babesiidae
Gene: mis3
Product: KRR1 small subunit processome component -like protein
Exons: 7
Coding region: 1-3414 (1137 amino acids)
Cellular component (GO): small-subunit processome; nucleolus
Molecular function (GO): RNA binding
Source: RefSeq, a predicted model, not a curated record